Puccinia triticina is the source of this 2160-nucleotide messenger RNA. RefSeq lists its product as uncharacterized. Lineage: Eukaryota; Fungi; Basidiomycota; Pucciniomycetes; Pucciniales; Pucciniaceae. Bases 1 to 2160 code for a protein of 719 amino acids. The record is from RefSeq and is a predicted model, not a curated record. The transcript is spliced from 4 exons.
AUGUCAGGAAAUACUGACCAAGAACGUCUUCUUGAUACAUGGAUCAAAUGUAACAAGCUGGCUCAGCACACUACUUGGAAGCCAAGACAGCGUGCAAUGCUCAUUGGCCUGGCCAAAGAACUUCAAGCGGAUUACAAGAAUUCAGAUGAUGAAGCUUCACCAACUCAGGCCCCAGACCAGCAAUCACCAAUAAACUCUUUGUCUGCAACAGUUCAAGAACCUCGUGGCCCCGCCCAACAGCCAAGUCUCCCAGACAAAGGACUAACUCACCCGGCACUAGAACCCAGUAGACCGGUAGAACAUUGCAGGUUCAAACAACCCAGUGGCCAGGCCAAACAACCAAGUCGCCUGGCGGAACAACCAAGCUUCUUGGCCAAACAACCCCUGUUCCCGGCCCAACAACCCAGUUUUCCCGCCGAACAACCCAGUGGCCAAGAAGGAAGUGGUUCCUCCUUUUGGGCCAACAUUCCUGCCCAACUUCCAGUUCCCCAAAACAUGUAUCCAAGAUUCCAACAAUUUGUUGAUACGGAGGGACUCCUAGCCUCCCUUGAGGAGAAUUUCCGGCAGACCAACAAACAAGAACGCAGACCCACAGUCCAAGUUGCUCCAGCACCGAUCAACCGCUUGGAACCCACGCUUGCAGUUAAUCACCACAAACGACGACCAGAUCUUGGUCAACCGCGCAUAUACGAGACAACUAGCCAGCCUACCAGAUACUGCCUUCCUAAUGUACGGCUUGAAGGCAUUCCAGAUUGCCCACAGUUGAAAAGCAAGAAACAACGGGUUGAAGACACCAAUUCCGACACCAAUGCAGAGAAUGGUGAAGGAAAUGACACCAUAGCAGCCCUCCCUCCUCCUCCAGCUGUUCAGAAGAAUUACAUCAAACCCUUGAAUACGUCAAAGACAGCCUCAGUCAACCAAUUUUUUACUCCACAUCCAAUGACAGCGCCUAAGAAUUUAACUUCUGAAAGCAUGGCCGGCCUGACUAUCAAGAGAAACACCAAUCCCACCAGCAACCGCACCCCCUCAGCCCCAAACAGGAGACCCCAAGGAGAACCAAUUCCUACACAACCAACUCCUGACUCACCUCCACGAGCAGCUCGAGAUGCUUCUGUUGAACUUUUUCUGCCUGCCCCGCUGAUGCCUUUGGAAGUGGCACAGGACAUGAAGAACAAAUUGGCCAGAGGAAUCAAUUGGUCCUUUAAAUCAGCUGACACAGCCCUGGAGAACAUUGCCUACAUCUUAACCCACCUCCCUGGAAUGAUCUCUGGCCACGAGGUUAUGCCCAAGGAGUUUUCAGAUCAAGUCUGGAAAGACAUUGGUACCACAUCACAGGCGUGUAGAUCAGUGGAGAUCCUGAAGACCAGGGGAGAAGUGUUGUUGAUCACUAGUGACAUGGUCAACAUGCAGCAAAUAAACGCCUAUAAAAGCAACACGAAGGAAAAAAACGUUCAUACACUGUUGGCCAACUUGGCAUCACAUUUCAAUCCAACCUCAAAAGCAUACUCCCGAAUCGACCCAUCUCUACGUGAAUUCAGUGCCUCUCAACAGAGGGAAGGAGGCGGUCCACCAUGGAAACUACUACCAACGGAUCAUACAGGUCUCCAUACUGCUCUCCUCUCAUUCCAAAAGACCUACCAAAACCUGGCCCAAACAAAUCCAAACAAAACGGAAGGUGAAGCGCAUUUGUUGUCACAGUUCUUCACUGGUGCCAUUGCGGGCUUGGGAUACCUCUGUUUGAUAACCGACCACAAACAGCCACAACAUAAAAAGCUGGCCGGGUGGAUGAACCAAAACCCUCCACAACAGCUGCAGAUGCUAGCGGGCCUCAUCGUUUUUGGUCCGAAAGCGGUAUUGACCUCCAACAAAACCGGCUCAGUCAUCACAAUUGCCAAUGCCUCAGCCCUCUUAACAGCUGGGGCAAAUGUCCUCAAACAAAAGGUUGAUAAUGGUGGCUCUUUCACCAUGGACCACAACACCUUUGACAACCUGCAACUCUAUUUCUUGGAUUUCUUGCGCUCCCUUGGUUUUGACAAGAUUGGAAACCUGGGCCGGCUGGAACGCCGCGGCCUGCGCGCCGCGGCCUGCGCGCCCGGGUUCGGCGCCGCAGCGUUCGCGCUCGUCUGUUUUGACGUCCUCGACUCGUGCCUCCACUUCUGA